AUGGAAUUGUUCAAGUCUACAUUCUGUAAAGAAAUUGAUGAAGAAGAAAUCGAUUUCAUUGAUCUUACUCGUUUCGAUGGAUACAAGUUGAGCUUAGCGCUAACACUAGGACAAAUUCCAAUCAAGAUUAAAAGUCUUGGAGACAAAAUUUGGUACUUUAAGAAUGACUACUCUGGAGGAAUUAUUUCCAAUAAACCUCAGCUUCAUCCUAUGAUUGAUUUUAGAACUAAUAUUACUAACAUGAAAGAUUUCAAGGAAUUUGAUCUGAAAUUCUUAGAUGACAAAGUAGUGUUCAAUGAGCAUAUUCUGUUGGAUAUGAAAACAAAUAUUGAGGAAGAACUUAUAGAAGAAAUGAGAGAAAAGUCUGAUGUUUCGAUUGAGAUUCACGCGAGUAAUCAAGACUCUACAAUGCCUCAUGAGAUAUUAGAUGAUGUAGAAGGUUUCUUUGGAAAAUGGUGGCUUAGAAUUUGGAGAGUUGGUGUCACUUUGCCAGCAAUUUUAGUAUACCUCUUUAUAGUCAGAUCAUUCUGGAUGAUACUUUCACCAAAAACUUUUAUUGAUAGGAAAAAUAGAAAACGAAGAAGAGAGUAUGAGGCUGUAGAAUUAAGGGAAAUCGUACACCGUCCAUCUGUUCAAUCGCUUACCGUUGAUUAA
This is a messenger RNA of Caenorhabditis briggsae, 654 nucleotides long. Lineage: Eukaryota; Metazoa; Nematoda; Chromadorea; Rhabditida; Rhabditidae. The record is from RefSeq and is a predicted model, not a curated record. The coding region runs from base 1 to 654 and encodes 217 amino acids. The transcript has a single exon.